This is a messenger RNA of Dicentrarchus labrax (European seabass), 2729 nucleotides long. It is a transcript of the gene sesn2, whose product is annotated as sestrin 2. Gene Ontology annotation, biological process: cellular response to L-leucine; positive regulation of macroautophagy; negative regulation of TORC1 signaling. The record is from RefSeq and is a predicted model, not a curated record. The coding region runs from base 506 to 2176 and encodes 556 amino acids. Gene Ontology annotation, cellular component: nucleus. Lineage: Eukaryota; Metazoa; Chordata; Actinopteri; Moronidae. The transcript is spliced from 11 exons. Gene Ontology annotation, molecular function: L-leucine binding; oxidoreductase activity, acting on peroxide as acceptor.
UAACGAUGACGUCGCACCGGAGGAAAAGCUCUCGCGCUGAACAGCUGAACGAAACCGGCGAGCAAAGUAUAAAUUAUACCUGCCGCCUCCCGAAAAGCUGAUUUUAAAACUUAAACUAGACUGAGCUCCGGUCCGAGAGUCCGGUCCAAACCCGAACCACUGGCCCACGGUGUUUGUUAUUAUCGAGCCAUCGUCAGAUACUCUGUGGAAAAGAGUUCUGAAGCAUCUGCUAACAGCAGCUAGGCUAGCUCAGGGAGCUAACCGGCAGGUUGUCUUUACCGUCAGGUGGCCGGUAUGAGGAGGCUUUGAAGGUGUCCCGUCGGCGUUAAUGAUUUGUGGAGCGGAUGGUUGCGCAGUGAACGACGACAGGCGACGGACACCUCAAGUAUUUUAAGUCAGUUAAGAAAACCAACGUCUGCGUCAAGCUAACGUUAACGGUCAGGUUAAUACCUCAGCUAACAGCAGUUAGCGCUCCGAAGGUGGUGCUUCGGGACCGAUACAAGUCAUGGCCAGUAAUCCCGUGGCAGGCUUCACCCGCUCGGCUAAUGGAGAAAACACAUCGGGACCAGUGUCCGGUUCUGGCCGCUCAUGUCGCCACCCUUCCGAGUCAGAGUCCGAUGUUGGCCCGACUGUGAAGAGCUUAGCGCGGCUGUGCAGCAGGGACGAGGACGAGCGAGCAGCGGCUCUGGAGGAGCUGAGUCAAGGGGUUGUGGGGUGUUUAGGACUGGACCGGCCCUGUUCGGCACGGCUGAGUAAACAAACACUCCUGCAUCUGCUUCGGCUGUCCCGGUCUUGUCCACUUCAGGAGGUACGGGGGAGAGCUACCGAGCUGCUGCGAACCGCACAGGAACAAGGAGUUGAAGUCCCUCGGGCUCUGGCCACAGGUCCAAGUGUCUUUAUCAAUGCAAAACAGAUGUUGAAAGAAGGGCCGGACCAGGACAUCCUUAUUGAAUCUUUCCUUUCAUUGGGUCGUGUGGACCACAUAACCAUGGUGAUGGCGUUGCACCCUGCUUACCUCAGCUGCUUCCUGAGGACCCAGCAUGCUUUGUUGGAGCUGGACGGCCCCUUACCCCGUCACUGGAGACAUUACAUUGCGGUUAUGGCUGCAGCUCGACACCACUGCUCGUACCUGGUCCAGCAGCACAGCGCAGGCUUCCUAGAAGCUGGAGGGGAGGAGAGCUGGUUGAGCGGCCUUGAGCAGGCUCCCACCAAACUCCGCAGUCUGCAAACGCUCAACAAACUGCUGGCACACAGACCCUGGCUCAUCACACAGCAGCACAUCCAGGAGCUGGUGUGUCCCGGAGCAGAGCCUCGCUGGUCAUUGGCUGAACUCAUACAUGCUGUGGUCCUGAUGGCACAUGCUCACUCUCUCUGCUCUUUCGUGUGGGGCUGCGGCUUAAACCCUGAACCUGAUCAUGUCGGAGGUUAUACCUUCCAAUCUUCAUCACCCAGUCACCUUCCACGGAGCCCUCAUAGCCCCGCCCAUGAGGACGGAAGGCAAGAGUUGGUUGAUGGAGCAAUGGAGGUGGAGGUGUUGAUGAAGAGGAUGGUGGAGCUCCAGCAGCAGGAAGAGGAGCACACACAGGAGGAGAUGGUUACUCGCUUUGAGAGGGAGAGGAGCGAGAGCAUACCAACAGCGUUGGUGCGGGGAGCCCCGCCUGACCUGGUGCUGCAUCUGGUGGAGGAUCCAGAGUUCAGAUAUGAGGACUUUGCCCCCAGAGGAGAGCAAGCACCACCCACCAUGAGAGCCCAGGACUAUUCAUGGGAGGACCAUGGCUUCUCUCUGGUCAACAGACUACUGCCAGAUAUGGGCCAGCUCCUGGAUGAAAAAUUCCAGGUUGUGAGCAACCUGACGUACCACAGGAUGGCCAUGCAUGAAGGUGUGGACACUCAUACUCUGAGAAAAGCUCUGUGGAACUACAUCCACUGUCUGUAUGGGAUACGGUACGAUGACUACGACUACGGCAGCGUGAACGUCCUGUUGGAGCGCUCUCUGAAGGUGUUUGUUAAAACCAUGGCCUGUCACCCCGAGCAGACCACGGCACGCAUUUACCAGGCCUUCUGGAGACACUUCAGACACUCUGAAAAGGUUCAUGCAAACCUGAUAGUGAUGGAAGCCCGGCUACAAGCAGCACUUCUUUAUACUUUACGAGCCAUCACACAUUACAUGAGAUGACACACUCAUUCGCACAUUUCUGCUGAUGCUGAGCCAGCUGUGACGUACUACAGCCCAAUGCAGAUCACACUCACACACACACACACACACACACACACUACAGUGAAUGUUUGUAUAUGCAUAUCUUAUGUUUCAGUGUUAAUGUUUUGAUGCUGCUUUGCGACUGGGAUAUAUGAUAUUUAAAAUGUGUUACUUAUUUUGCACUGAAAUCGAUCAGGUUUUGUUUCCCCACUUGAGCCUCAAUUGUUGUUCUGACUAUCUUGCACAUGUUUGUGUCUAUCACACACACACACACACACACACACACACACACACACACACUGGACACUACUAUCAUAUAUAUCUAGCUAAAUCAUUAUCAUGAUUCAAGUGUUUCCUUUCCAGAAUAUUUGCUGUUUAUUUGAUAUAUCUGUUGGGGCCAAUAUGUCACCCACAGACAACUGCUGACCACACCAUGACUACUCAUGUCUAACACAGAGGAAUGAGAUACAAAAAGACAAAAUAACUUGUAUUUUUAUAUACAAUAAAAAGUUACUUUGUUAUCAAAAUGAAA